Molecule: messenger RNA, 7246 nt
Organism: Sycon ciliatum
Lineage: Eukaryota; Metazoa; Porifera; Calcarea; Leucosolenida; Sycettidae
Product: nuclear pore complex protein Nup205-like
Exons: 36
Coding region: 145-6477 (2110 amino acids)
Biological process (GO): nuclear pore organization
Cellular component (GO): nuclear pore; nuclear pore inner ring
Molecular function (GO): structural constituent of nuclear pore
Source: RefSeq, a predicted model, not a curated record
ACCGAUUUGACUUGAGUGUUGCUGUUGACGAUUUCACAGCACGCUUCGUCCCGUCUGUGCCAUUUUCAAAAACGUGUUUGUCUUUCACCCCUGGUCAAAAACUUUUUGAAGUAGAGGAUUCACCGCGAGGUGAGCGGACAAAAGAUGUCCACAACAGUGUUGUGGGGAGCAUUCAAGGAUUUGGCAGUUGUGGUAAACAAUGCUCUACACAAAAGGCACCCGGGCGCCCAGCGGGACCUCGAGCUUGCUCUUCAGAAGCACAAGGCAGACUUUACAUCUCUUCUGAAAAAUCCGGUGAAGAAUGCCAACCACCGCAAGCAGAUCCAGGAGGCGGCGUCAAAUCCCGUGUCCCUUCCCGGACGCCCGCACACCACGACUCUGCCGCAGAGCUUCAUUGACGAGGCGUUGCUGCUGAGUGAUUUGCUAGAUUUGAACGAGUUCUCCAGUGUGGAUUUGCUGGUAGCCGGCGAGCAGCAGCAGCCACGCUAUCCGGGCUGGUCGCGCGGCCUCGUGGCCGUCAUCCUGUACCACGACGGUCGGCGUGUCUUUCUGCAGUGCCUGGACGCGCUGGUACAGGCGCGCCGCGGCCGCAACUGGCAGGUCGGCGUGUCCGACGAGCUCUCCACACUAGCCACCAACUUCACGGAUGGAUUGAUCAAGGAGGGUCUGGUUGGGAAGAUUCUCGAGUUGCUGCGUGGCAUCAAUGAACAGACGAUCAUCGAAAAGCUGCAGGAAGGUCGCGGUGUGGGUGGCGAUGUGCAUCAGCGGCAGCUGGGAGCUCUGAUUGACGAGCAGCGGGGUCUGCUCGCCGAUGUGCUCUUCUCCGUUAGCUGCCAGACAGCUCUGUCCAAGGGAGACGUGUUAUUGCUGCUCCAAUACCUAAGAGACUGCUCCACAUCCACCGCGUCUGGCACUCUAGACUCUGUCACACUGGUGGUGCUAAUGGCAUUGUUCUAUGCUAUCAGUGUUGAACAUGCCGACGUCGAUGGCCAAGCGCUGAUCGGCAGUGCCAUGUGGAUGGCCAGUGUGCCGGUCGCCAAUGACCGCAACUUUGUCAACGACGUCCACCAGAGCGUGUUUGCAGAGUGGAAGAACGACGGCCUGCAGGCCGCUGUGCAGCUGGCCUGGUCUAUCUUGCUGCAGGGCCUCUCUUUGAUUCCCUCUAUGGCUGCGGCUGUGGAGACAUUGGAGGAUCCUGGUCAAAUGUUCGACCAGGCCGUACAGGACGGUGCGCUGCUCUUCCUUCGCACUGCUGUCCUGGAAGCCGGCGACUUCAAGGAGAAUGAGUUUUACACCAGGAGGAUGCACCUGUUGGUGACAGCGAUACUGACACAAAUGCCCCACAAGGUGAACGUGCUGCGUAGCACUGGUGACGAAGAGGCGCGCAUCCAGAGUGCUUACGAGCAGGAGGGCCUUGAGCCUCCCACCAGCCGUCUUCGCUUUGAUUUUGUGGACUUGAUGAAGCUGAUUGGAUCAUUGUAUCAUGAUGAGAAGCUAGGCUUGGCCACCGAGUUCUGGCAAGUGAACGAGUCGUCGUCGCAGGGCGAGGCCAGUCGCAACAACCAGCCACUGCACUUGCAGCCACAACAUCGCCAUGUGAUGUUGCAGAAGUUCUUGCGUGUUGCUGGCGACAUGAUCUCUGCACCAAUGUACGUGGCCUACGUGCAGAUGCUCACAUCACUAGCAAACACACCCACAAACUCGCAGUGCUGCUUCGUGCUGCUUCGCUCCAGUGGUCCAACGUGGCGGGUCAGUCUUGAACACAUCUUCGGCUCUAUUCGUCAGUACUUUGUGAGUUUGAAGCAAGAUGGCUCCAGUGGUGGCAGUGUCGAGGGUCGUUCCUCGCGCUCCACGUCCGGCCUUCGUCAGAACAUCACCGGGGGAGAGCUUGCCGGCCUGGUUUCUGUGCUGCGCCUUGUGGAGCAGCUCGUUCUACAGGACGAGAGCAUCCGAUUGGCAAUGUAUGAAAACCAGCAGUGGAUGCCGGUGGGGACAUUCUUUGGACUGCUUGGUUGCCCCGUGCCAACGUCACUCAAGGCGCAGCUCCUCAAGACCCUGGCAGCGUUUGCCAAGACGCCGUCCAUCGCCACCACACUCUGGAUCAGCAUGGAGUCCGCCCAGGUCUUACAGACAGCGCCUCACUCUGGCACUAGCUUUGCUGCCCCCGAAGGAAAGGCGUCGGGUGGUAUCGAGGUUGAAUUGGAGGACAUUGAAGCCAGUGAAGAGGAGUAUCCGGAGACCAGGGCGUUCCUGCUCUUCCUCAAGACCCUGGUCCAGAAUAGCCCGGUGCCGGACACGCUCGGUGCUGGCUAUCGGUCCUGCGGCUUUGCGCCCUACCUGCAGUUUAUCAGAGACAGCGUCUUCCUCAACUUUGACAUGCGCUCCUACCGGCGAUCAGGGGAAAAGUGGGAGGUUUGCUGUGCGGCACUAGAAAUCCUCCAGCUGCUGCUGGCCGAGCACCAGCCGGCCGCAAGCAACUUCACCAGCGGUGCACUGGCAGAUGCCAGCCACCAGCAGGUCCAGCACGGCAGCAGCAUGGAUCUCGGCGCACCGCCUGGACACACCAUCCUGCUGCACAUGCUCAACGAGUCGCCACUGCUUACCAAGGUUCUGAACGUCAUCUUUGACAGUGCUGUUGAGCUUGGCGAUGUCACUGGUGUAUCAUCGGUGCCCAGUCAUCUUGCAUCAGUGGAACAGGCAGGUCUGCUGGCCCUACGCAUGCUGGAGAACGCGCUGGCCAAGCAGGAAGCGUUUAACCAGCUGCUUCGAGAGCACGGCGGUGCACAGUGCAGUGUGCUUGUCACUCCCUUGGACCAGCUCCUGCUCACUGUCAACAGUCGCACGUCACGUCCCGACUACUUCCUGCACAUAGCAAAGUUCCUCUCGCUGCCGCAUUGCCGGCCGGAACUUGCGCUAGCUGCUGUCAAGAUUCUGGGUUGGUCCGUACAGUCUCCCCCAGUGCACAACAAACUGGUUGCCAUUCUUACCAGCUCUGAGGUUGAUGCACAGGCCAUCUUGCUGGGCUUUGUUGAGCGUCUCGAGGCGGACGAAUCUGAAGUGUAUCAAGGAGAGAUCGAACAAGAUCCCAGUACGCCAAGUCAGAUUCGCGCUGCCAUCCGCAGGCACAUCUUGCACAUGCUGCUGCUGGCCCUGCCCUGCCACGCGCCCAACCUGGCCCACUUUCUGCUCGGGUAUGAGCUACUCAAGCCAGUUUCACAGACCACGCUCCAGGACCCAGGUGUUGGCGGAUCGCCUCGCACGUGUCUCCACGCUAUUCUCUCCUUGCUUGAGUGCCACUCGGCUGCACCGGCCUCAUCACUGGCAUGCCUGCCUGUAGCGUGCACGGCCAGUCCUCGCUUGGCUGCGCUGUGCUAUCGCUUGCUCUAUGAACUGUGCGCCGCAUCCAGCACUAGUCUUGUAACAUUGCGCUACCUGCGCUCCAGUCAUGACUUCCUUGGGCAGCAGUUGCGCUUGACGCCGCCAGCUGAGCUCACUGAGACAUCGGAUAGCGCUCAGUUGGAUGACGAGGGUCGCCAGCUGCAGCUUGAUAUGAUGGAGCAACAGACGUGGCUGUGGAGAAUGGCAGCCCUUGACCUGCGGCUGACAGCGGAGCAGCAGCAGACAUCUCACACGCAGCACAUUGUCAGCAUUCUCUUCUCCUCCGCAGCCAGUUGGACAAACUCCAGUGCUGGUGAGGCAGCAUCUGGCUUCCCAGCAUCCGCUCAGGCAUCACAGGGCGCCUUGUCGGACAACAACCAGGAGAAUCGCCUUCUCAGUCUUCUUGAUUGCAUUGAUUUCAGGCAGGAUAAUUUUGACGCCUUCCAGCUACAGCACUUCAACUCUGCACUGGUCGAGGAGGAACUGAACAAGCGAACUACUCGUACGGAUGAUCGCCUGUGCGUGGGUAGUUUUGAGCUGUACGACGUACGGGCCAUUCACGUGCUGCUCAUGCAAGAGCUGAACAGUGCACAAACAGCAUCCGCUGCUUCUCAGCGACAGUUUGUGCUGGAGGAGAUAGAUUCCAUCCUGCAUGGCAUCGUGCAGCGCAACGUCAAUCGCCGUCGCCUCGCUGGCCGUCUGGCUUUCUUUGACGCCUGGCGGCAGGUCAUCGAGGUCGUCCUCAUCGCCUGCCCUAUGGAUCUGCUUGCUGGUGACCAGCGUAUUGCACUGCUCUUUGAGAUCAUACAAGAUCUGCUACUCAAGGUGCUGAGCGCUGACAUCAACCCGGAUCUGGUGAGUGCAAUCCUGCCCGUCGUCAUGCUGUUGAUGAGCCAGCUACGGCAGAGCUUUGCUGCGCUGCGCACCAGUUCACAGCUGCCGGGACGUGGGGCGCCGUCGGCCGCGUCGCGCCAGGGCCUCCCGGCCGGACCGCUGCACAGCGUGCUGGUGUCUGUGUGCGAGGCCAUCAGCCACUGCAGCUCCACACAGCGCCGCCACCGCGCCUACCUGUACGGUGCCCUGCUCUACUAUCUCCAGCUGUGCGCCGACGCGGCAGCGCAUGACAGUACGAGUGACGGCGCGAGCGCCUCAAGUGGAACAGACGGCGCAUCUUCCUAUUCGCAGGAGAGAGGGUUUGGUCUUGCUCAGCCCAGUAUCUCCACCGUGUUGACCAGUAGCAACCUGGAAACACUGGCCAGCUACGGCGACGCCGUCAUGGAUAUCAUCUGUAGGGAUGCAUGCGAAGGACACCACAUAGGACGGAUGUUGGCAUUGGCGCUUCUCGAUGCUGUGAUCUCAGUGGACUGGCAUCACCACUGGCUGCAGUUUCUUGUGAGGCACGGCUAUCUGCGCCAUCUCAUCGACUCACUGGUGCAGGAAGACGAGAUGCUGCAGAUGGCACUGCAGCCGAAUCCUGAGCCGCUGCGUGCAUUGUACAUCUAUGAAUCCAAGAUGGCACUGCUCACGCGGCUUGCUCAGACCGCAAACGGUGCACAGGCUCUCCUGCAGCUUGGCCUGUUGGGUAAGCUGUCCGAGUGCCGCUACCUGCACACGCGGCCCGACCUCAGCGUUUCGUCUGGAUUCAACCACGCUGCAGCAGCAGCGGCAGGGGACAUGUCGGAAAUGGGCGCAGACGACUCCUACUUCAUGCCGUCGGUGCUGGAACGAUAUCGCCAGCUCAUACUGCCGACACUGAAGCUGGUCGUGAGCGUUCAGACGUCCGCUGGACGACAGAACCGUGAUGUGGCCGGACAAGUGAGUCACUUUGUGUUCAGCCACGUCAACGUGUUCACAGCAAUCCUGGAACAACAGGCGCACCCGCUAACACUGUCGGCACUGCACGAACUCAUGCUCACCACUGCCGUAGUGGGGCAGAUUGGCAGCGCUCCAGUUGCCAACACUGCCGGAGUUGGCACGCAGAUGGGUCAGCAGCAGCAAAUACUACUGCUGCAACAUGCUCAUCUCAAGCGACUGAUGCUUGGCUUAUUGCCUCGCUAUUGUCAGCCGCAAGCGUGGCCGGCCCUGGUCAAGCAGGUUGCCGAGUCUGACAUUGGUCUGGAGCAGGCGAACAGCACGGGGCUGGCUGAUCUUGUGGCUCAGAGCCGGGACGGAGCGUUGGGCAGCAAAUCCACAGCCCCCUCCGGCGCUGCACCUAGCACGGCAGGAUCUAGUUCUGCGCUCAGCUCGGUCAGCGAGCAGGCGACCAUCUGGCUGCAGCAGAUCUGUGCAAACACACUGACGUUCUGCCGUCACUACGUCUCCACUACGACCCCAAUGAAGCGAGCACCGCUGGAGACGACCAUCUUCCAUGCGGACAUCUCUGAUAGUUCGCUGCGUGAGGUUCGCCCUCAGUACAGUACAGACUCGCAUAACAUGACACCAUCUCCGCCACUCGCUGCACUAGUGCGCCAAGUACGACUGUCGGCCGACGCUGCCCAGCGCACAUCGGACGAGCAGAAGAACUACCAGCGACGCCUGAAAACCCUCAGCCAUCUAUCUGUCGAGGAUUGUCAGGAGCUUCUGCCGAAUGGUGUGGAUUGGGCCAAACUGUCCACUUUGCAACGUCAACAAACAAUCCGGCAGUACUUGUUGCGACUAGUCCAACACAAGACGCAACAAAUCGACCUACUUCUUUAUAUUAUCGAAACAUCACUGUUUAUCUUGUGGCGGCAUGUAGAAUUCUACUUUCUCCACGUGAAGGUGACGGACGAUGCGACGAACGUGUUACGGCUCAAUCAGCCAACACCGAAGAAAAUGCGUUCACUAGGAGAGCCCUUCAGAGAACAGAAUGUGCACGGCACGACAGAAUCUGACAGCGUUGCGCUGGAUUCUGGUGGCCUGAGUAUUUCUCGUCAGCAAUCCAAUCAGUUCAAGAUGGAUGCAGUUGUCGCGCUGUCCGAUGCUUUCCUGAAGAAGCUUGUAGAUCUAGAAGUGGGCUUGGCCAAGGGCAGCGGUGGAUCCAAGGAGUUCAUCCAGGUGUUUGUGAGGCGAAUGAAGCGCCUUCUCAAACUCCAGCAGGGACCUGUGGCGAGCAGCUAACCAGCCGUAGCUGUUACUGGCGUGCUGCUUUCAACAAGUCAGGUAACCGACCUCCGAUCCUUCCUCCUUCGCUCCUCUUACCCGCCUCUUUCUUGCUUGAGACAUUGUAUCCAAUCUGUCGUCUAUGCUACCCUGUUGCUGUCGUGUAUGCCGUCCAGUGUGUUCCAUACCCUUUAAAUACCGCUUAGGCACGACAUCAUCAUCAUCAUCAUCAUCAUCACCAUCAUUUCCGCCACUAUCAGCAUUUCCGUCAAAAUUCUUAGAACAUAUAUUUGCGUACAUUUUUUUUCUAUCUUUCAUACUUUGCUCCGGUCCUCCUGAUGAGACCACUCCUCUCACUGUCUACCCAUAGUAUUUCUCAUGGUUCCCUUCGUGUUCUUCUCUUCUUCUUUUUUUAACCUUUCUGUUGUCUUUGAGAUUCGCCGUACGUGCGUGCGUGUUAGCAUGUUGUACUUAGCGCCAUGUCCUAUAUUUAAAACCUGCGUGUUUCAAUUCCGUUGGUCUGUCCUCAAGACUACGUGUUAAAAGUAUGUUUUUUGUUUUGUUAAGACGUGCGAUGGGGUGUCUGGUCUUACGCUCAUGCACAUUUAUUGUCCCUGGUGUGCUGUAGUGUAGUGUCCUGGUGUGCUGUAGUGUAGUGUCCUGGUGUGCUGUAGUGUAGACUAGUACCAAGAGUACAUAAAGGCUUAUGACUGUACUCUUGCUAGUACGUGAUUGUAGGAUUGUCUACUCUUUUUUUGGAGAUAAUUUGUGCAACUGCACCACCUAG